This is a messenger RNA of Momordica charantia (bitter melon), 839 nucleotides long. The record is from RefSeq and is a predicted model, not a curated record. NCBI's taxonomy places the organism in Eukaryota, Viridiplantae, Streptophyta, Magnoliopsida, Cucurbitales, Cucurbitaceae.
UCAAGAGCAUAUGCGAGAAGAAACCAGUAGACGAUCUUACAAAGGUGUUCCACAUUGCUAGAGGACUUGGGAGCAAUUAUCAAGGAUUCAAAACAGCCAUGUUAUCCAAAGCUCCAUACCCCACCUACAAUGAGUUUGUUCUACUCUCAAAGGACAUGAAGUAAUGUUAAAAUCUGCACUAGAAGAGGAAAGACUCACACAACCAAACCAUGAACAAGCAUUCUACUCUCAAAGAGGUAGAUUUAGAGGUAAAGGAAGAUAUUUUUCUUCGAGAGGAAGGGGUUUUCCUCAAGGUAGAUCAUCAACAUCACCCAAUUUCAUAAACAUCCCUACUACAGUGGACACCAUCCCUUCUGCUAGAGUUACUGAUUUCAAGAGGCAGAACACUAAAAUCAACCAAGAUCAAGGUAUGCCCAACUCUAUUGUUCACAAAAUUGAAAAACUAAUAUGUCAAAUUUGUGGCAAAGGGAAUCAUACUGCAUUGGAUUGUUGGAACCGCUUUGAUCACUCAUAUCAAUCGGAAGAAAUACCUAAGGCCCUUGCUGCUAUAAAUCUCAAUGAAGGCGUUGAUCCAUUGAUAUAUGCUGAUUCCGGAGCCACUUCCCUCAUGGUAAAUGAUCCAGGGACAAAUACUUGCUAGAGGCACGAGGACAGCAGGUUUGUAUGCACUUGAGGAACAACAUCCAGAGAAGUUUGAAGCUUAUGUGGCUGAUAUAGUUAAAAAUAAAGCUUCCCAUUCUAUUUGCAUAAGAGAAUGGGACAUUUGAAUGAAAAAUACUUAAAAUCAUUGUAUGCUCAACAACUUGUUGAUAUUUCUAGUUGGACUAAAGUAGACACUG